CUUGACCAUUGCAAAAAGGAACAUUCCUGCAUCAUACCAUCCAUCUCCAACAUAUAUUUAACUAUGUGUUUCACUUUACCAUCAUCUGAGCAGCUUUAAAACUUUAGAAAAUGAAAGGAAACCACCCAUCACCCCUGCAUUAAACCACACACUAAAACCUCCAACCAACAAAGAGAAGAAGAAAGAAGAAAAAUAAGAAGGAGAAGAUGUUUAUCUCCUUCAUUGUCCUUCUACUAGUGAGUACUGCCCCACUGCAAUGCAAUUCAAGCAGUUUCAUGUAUGCAAGCUGCGCCCCAGCCAAGUAUGAUCCUAACACUCCUUACCAAACUAACCUCAGAGCUCUCCUCUCAUCCAUCAUAUCCUCUUCUUCUCAAGUCUCUUACAACAGCUUCUCCACUGGCACUGAUGCUUCCGGUCCACCUGGCGCUGCUGCAUACGGUCUCUACCAGUGCCGCAACGAUCUCAGCCCCGCCGACUGCGCCACAUGCAUUCAGAGUGCAGUAACCCAGAUCAGCCUAAUCUGUAUACAAACCUUUGCUGCUACUUUACAACUCGAAGGUUGCUUCCUGAGAUACAGCCAUGAAGAUUUCAGGGGUCAGCUUGAUACCAGCUUCACUUACAAGAAGUGCAGUCCUAGCAAGAGUUAUGAAGCUGACUUCUUACAACGUAGGGAUGAUGUGAUUGCAGACUUGCAUGAAGCGACAGGGUUUAGAGUCAGCCAUGCAGGGACUGUGCAGGGUUAUGCACAGUGUUUGGGGGAUCUUAGUCCUGGUGACUGCCGGCAGUGUGUUGAACAGGCAGUCGGACAGCUUAAGGAUGCGUGUGGGUCGUCAGUGGCCACCGAUGUGUUUUUGGCUAAGUGCUAUGCUAGGUACUGGGCUUCCGAUUUUUACCUACGUUCCCUCACAGAUGAUUCUAGUGAUGAAGCUGGAAGAACUGUAGCAAUAAUAGUUGGCGUCUUGGCAGGUGUGGCAGUAAUUGUUGUGUUCAUCUCAUUCCUCAAAAAAGCAUGCUAGACACGGUAUGAUGAUGAUUGUUGUCUACAUUUCUACAACAGCAGGCCACUUCAGUCAGUUCUGUCUGAGAACGAAGCAAUUCAAGUAAAAUUAAUAUUGUUGUUCUAUUGCCAUGCAUUGCGACUCAUAUCUUGGUUAUUUGUUUGUUUGUUUUUCUUUUUUUUCAUCAGUUUCAGUGAUAAUAUUGCCAAA
Dioscorea cayenensis subsp. rotundata (Guinea yam) is the source of this 1208-nucleotide messenger RNA. RefSeq names its product plasmodesmata-located protein 8-like. The transcript has 3 exons. The coding region runs from base 207 to 1016 and encodes 269 amino acids. The record is from RefSeq and is a predicted model, not a curated record. Lineage: Eukaryota; Viridiplantae; Streptophyta; Magnoliopsida; Dioscoreales; Dioscoreaceae. Gene Ontology annotation, cellular component: plasmodesma.